CUCUAAGGAAACAGCCAGUUUGAGGAAGCUGCGAGUGAGCUGUCGAUUAGAGGCUCACAUUGCAUCAUUGUCAUCCUCCUCAUCAUCAUCGCCAUGUCAACAGAUCCCGGUACAUCAACAAUCAUGGACGUGGACGUGGCUUUUCUCAAAUCCACGAGGGCCAUGCUGAAAGCAGCAGAGAUGACGUCUCUGUUUGUGGCCUUUGUGUGUUUCACCGUCGCCUCCAGUCCAAGGCUCAUCACAGCGACGGUGUUGGAGUUUCUCGUCACGUUGUUGCUGUACCUGCUGUACCUGCUCAAACUCAACAAGAGGCUGACGUUCUUCUUUUGGCCUUUCGUGGACAUGUUUAAUUCAGUCUUCGCUGCGGUUUACCUGACUGUGCUGAGCCUGAUGGCGUUGACCACGUACACAGUUACAGGCACACUGGCCGGAGGGAUCGUUGGUUUCAUGGCGGUUGUUCUCUUCUGUGCCGACACCUAUCUGCUCUUCACCAAGAUCACUUUCAACAAUCCAAGACAUGCAACACAGGGCAAUCAAUGAAUGAAUGAAUGAACCCUUCACAGACCCUGAAUAAAGGCUACAGUUUAUGUGAAUUUAUAUAUAAAUAUAGCACAAAAAGUAAGAAAAUGUGUGUUUGCUGGAUUAUUUCUUUGUUGUAACAUUGUUUCUUGGCAGUAAAUCUUAUUGGAUUGGAUGAUUGAAGUGUGAAGAAACAAAACAUAUUUGCAAUCUAACAAUUUAUUAAUUCAACAAAUAGGGGCCUCAGUAGCAUGUGGAAGGACCAUACACAGCCACAACAUCACCUCCUCCUCAUGGUGUAAGAUUUAUUGCCAAGAAACAACACAUUUCCUUACUUUUUGUGCUAAGUUUAUACACAGAAACCACUUUUUUUCAGUCUGAAUUAUCAACACGUACCCGGGCCAAUGGUUAACCUCACUUAUAAAACUCUCGUCACCAAAACAUGCCGUACGUGUCUGAAAAUAGACUCGGUCGACCACAACACUGCAGCUGUUCUACUUUAACCUGCCGCUCGCUGAUGUACACAAACAGCUUCAUUCUGUAGCAGUCGCCUUGUGCAUGUUUGGUAACGAGAGUAGACUUUCACUUUCAUCACGUACUAUCUUCUGCUUUUGUAUGUGUAUUUCAAUAUAGUUAUUUUAGACGCAUAUGAUUUCCCCUCAUCCUAUUUCUAAUGUUUUGGGUUUGUUUGUUUUUAUGUUGUGUCAGCAUCUGUAAUACAUAGUGUUUUUCAGAUCCAUUUUAAUAAAUCAUGACAUUUAAUGCA
This is a messenger RNA of Solea senegalensis (Senegalese sole), 1285 nucleotides long. RefSeq names its product CKLF-like MARVEL transmembrane domain-containing protein 3. NCBI's taxonomy places the organism in Eukaryota, Metazoa, Chordata, Actinopteri, Pleuronectiformes, Soleidae. Gene Ontology annotation, cellular component: membrane. The transcript has 4 exons. The coding region runs from base 94 to 540 and encodes 148 amino acids. The record is from RefSeq and is a predicted model, not a curated record.